CUGACCAGCGAUCAACAAGCUACGCGGCCUGGGGCUGCUUUUCAUUGAAUUUCGUCACACUACAUGAAACAGUACAACAUGAACGCCAGCGUGUUUCUGACGUGGGCUUUUGGCAUGGAAAUAUUUUCGUUACAAACUGUGAUGUGAAUAGAAUUCCAGUUUAACAAACGUUUUGAAAAGACUCGUCUGAAUACGUUUAAGCAGUAGAUCUGUAAGUCAGUUUUGUUAGCAAAUGGUGCAAGAGUUUUUGCUCAAUCUGCACAACUAGCACAUACAUUGUUUCAAUCUAAGUUUAAGUGGAGUUCAUCAAUCGGAUACUUGUAACCUGAAGACAAUGUUUGACAGCAUUUGCUACUAAGGAUAUGUAUUGGUAAUCAACUGGGUAAUCUUUGAGAAGAACUUCUGUGUGAUAUUAAAACAUGGGUACUCACAUUCUGGGGAAAAUACAUAACUUUGGUAUUUAUCGUAAAGGUGGAAAACGAUGCAUUUUGCAGCUGGACUUUCCAGGCCGUAUAUUGCUUAUUAUCCAGAAAGGUCAUAUCAAGAAAACGUUUAAUUUCCAUGCACUGGAGCAUUAUGAUUCCGAAGAAGGGCUCCACAUAUCUCUUAAGUUGAGAGACUCCGUUGUUGACUUUGAAGCCGACAACAUAGAGGAGAAAUACACAAUAUGUCGUCUGCUGGGAUUUAUUGUACAGCUGGGACAUGGAGAGGACGAUGAAAGUAUUGAUUCUGGACAAGGUUUGUCUUCCUUUGGAGAUCACUCUAUAGAAGGUGCAGAUGUCAUCAAGGAUGGAUUGCUAGAGAAAAAAGGACACACUGCUAUCACCAUCUGGAACAAACGAAGAGUGAAGUUAACGCCAGGGGAAUUUUCCUACUACAAGCCAGGAGAGGAGCUUGCCUUGAACAUUGUCCAGCUGUGGCCAGAGCAUACAUCUUUAAAGAAGAAUGGCCAGAAUGGUUUUAGUGUAACAAUCAGAGACAAGGUAUACAGUUUUCGAGUGCCAAGUGAGUACAAAGCCUUGCAGAUGACAGAAAUUAUUAGAAAUGAGUGGUUUGUUGCUUUUGACAGAGCCUUGAAUUAUGCUCCACCUAGUGCUAAAAUCUUUGGUUCUCCCCACAACAACGCCAGUGAUGGAAGCAGUGAUGAUCCGGAACAUAUAUAUGACCUCACACCAGACAUGACAGCUUCUGCUCAGAAUAUACUACAAGUUCCAUCAAGUUCCAACAAGUAUCCACAAGGGGAGAUAACUGCACACGUUACAGUUCAUUUGAAUUAUGUGGAUAAGGCUUUGCCAACUCCUCCUAAAUCUCACCGGAGCAAGCAUCACAGUCUAGAAAAUCUUCUGUUUUCCCACAAAAAAGAACUUAAAGAUGCAGACCAAUCCCAACUGUCCUCAUCUGACCAUUCAGACCUCAGCGCUCACAGCUCAUUAACAGAUGAUCACUCAGAUGAUGACAGCAUUAUAUUUGGUUCAGCUGCAGAGCUAAGAGCUAAACUGGCAAUGCAGGGGGGUAAAUCCUCAGCCCUUAAAGCAUAUCGGGCUCAGAAAGACUUUAAAAACCAACACGGACAACGCAGCACACAGACAACUACCAAAUUAAAGGCCUACAACUCUAAAAGCUUGGGUAUAGAUCAAACAAAUGAUUCCGCCCUUUCCACGAGUCCAGAGCCAUCCAAUGACAAUCUCUCAAACAAACAUUCAUCCCAGUCAACUCUAGUGAAAAAUUUUACAGAUGAAGCCAGAAGAAAAAUUUCAUCCAUUCCACCUCCCCCUCCCCCACCAACUACUCAAGUUGGUCUCACCAGUCCACCCCCACCGCCUGGUGGGCCUCCUCCCCCACCCCCUCUAAUAAAACAACAUGGAUCUGUAAAGCUACGUCAGGUGCCAAAUGUAAAACUCAAGCAAGUGCAUUGGGUCAAAGUAAAUAGUAGCCAGAUAUCAGGUUCUAUGUGGCAUGAUGCUCAUGACAUGACAGAGAAACUGGACCUUUCAGAAUUAGAAGAUCAGUUUUCAAUACCAGAGAAGAAAAACAUAGUUGUAACAAAACCAAAGCCUCAGGAAGAAAAACAAAUGCUAGUUGAUGCCAAGAGAGCACAGAACUUGGGAAUCUUGUUCUGUGGUCUAAAACUGGACAGUCUGACCAAGCUGAAUGAUGCCCUCAACUCUGUCUCUGAACAAGAUAGUUUCCCUGCUGAUAAAAUGGCCACCCUGAAGAGAUAUCAACCAAAUGCAGAAGAGAAGGAAAUGUAUAAGCUUUAUGCAGAAAAACAUGAGACGUUGCACGCUGCUGAUCGCUUCAUGUUGGAGUUGUGUGAGAUACCUCAACUGAGUACAAGACUUGACCUCAUUCUCAUUUUAUGGGAGUUUCCUGAUCAGUACAAAUAUUUGGAAGAGGAGGUUGAUGACCUGCUGAUGGGCAGUGAUGAAAUUUUAUCCAAUACUGACUUAACUACAGCACUAGAAUACCUACUUGCCAUUGGAAAUUACAUGAACUCAUUGUGGAAUUCACAGCAUGGAAUCCAAGGGUUUCAACUGUCUUCUUUAGAUAAAGUACUGAGUAUAAAAGGCAAAGACAACAAAACUACAAUUUGUACAUACCUUGUCAAACAACUAAAACGAAACAACCCUUCUCUCAUUGACUGGCCUAAGCACAUGAGUCACGUGACUAAGUGUGCUGGAUACUCUGUUAAGGCUGUUGGAGCUGAAAUUGAUGUUUUGAAAAAUGACCUUGUGAAGAUAAAGAAAAUUAUAAAAACAUUAAGAAAUCAUCUACAUGCUGACAGCAAGAAGUUUCUCAGUGAUGUGCAGAAUUUUAUAGCAGACUAUGACAGGAAGUUAGAACAUCUGGAAGUGAAAUAUUUGAAAGUAACAGAAAAAUACAAGCUCAUUUUGGCAAAGUUUGGUGAACCACCAAAGUCUCAAGACUCUGUGUUCAGCUGUAUCAAUCUUUUCAAGGAGAAAUUUCAACAAGGCGUUGAAAGCAUUCCCAGUGACUAGAAAAAAAAAUGUUUACGUAGCAGCACAGUGUUGUUUAAUUUUAUCCAU
Messenger RNA from Physella acuta, 3047 nucleotides. Its product is annotated as disheveled-associated activator of morphogenesis 2. The record is from RefSeq and is a predicted model, not a curated record. Lineage: Eukaryota; Metazoa; Mollusca; Gastropoda; Physidae.